AUGGUUAGCUAUAACCAGCAUCCUUCGGAAAAUGGAGAUGGUGCAGUCAAUUCCAGCGUAAUGCACGCCGACAACACGCCUAAUAUCCCCGGCCACCGGUCUAAGCAAUUAAACAUUCUGCGUCUCGUGACCAUUAAUCUUGUCUCCCUGAUCGAAUUCAUCGAUCCCUUUUAUAGAUACGAACUUGCAAGUAAUCCAAAACGGAUCCUUACCAAGCCAUCCAAAGGCAUUCACAACAAUGGAGUCGACAAUGCCACGUACGACUACAUUUUGGCGGUCGGCGAUCAGUUUGGAAACGAAGAGGGCAGGCGGUUUAUCAUUUUGGAGCUGCUUGGCCAAGGCACAUUUGGCCAAGUUGUAAAAUGCCAAAACAUUUCCACUGGUGAAUUAGUGGCCAUAAAGAUCAUCAAAAAUCAAACUGCGUACUUCAACCAAUCAAUGAUGGAGGUUACAAUUUUGGAAAUGCUCAACUCAUCAAAGUAUAACCAUCAAGAACUCACGCACAUCACAAAAAUGAAGGACACGUUUGUUUUCAAAAAGCACCUGUGCAUCGUGUUUGAGCUGCUUUCGCUGAACAUUUUUGAGCUUUUAAAGCAAAAUCACUUCAAGGGAUUCUCCCACCAGCUGAUAAGGAUAUUCUUGCAGCAGAUUUUAUCUGCCCUGUGUCUACUGAACGAGGCUAAAAUUGUACAUUGCGACUUGAAGCCAGAAAACAUUCUUUUACAAACUAUGGAUUCAGCCUUCAUCAAAGUAAUUGAUUUUGGAAGUGCAUGCCACGAGCAACAUACAGUUUAUACAUAUAUCCAAAGCCGAUUCUACAGAAGCCCUGAAGUGAUACUAGGACUUCCUUAUUCCUCCUCCAUCGACAUAUGGUCGUUGGGCUGCAUUGCGGCCGAACUGUUUCUUGGCAUUCCGAUAUUUCCGGGCUCCUCAAAUUAUGACCAAAUUUUAAGAAUUGUUGAGUGUAUCGGAAUGCCCCCAACAUACAUGCUAGAUGUGGGUAGAAAUUCUUCAUUGUAUUUUGAAAAGCCGCCAAGCACUGGCGUUUACAAACUCAAAACCAGGGAGCAAUAUGAAAAGGACAUUUGCAACGGCCAUUCAAACCAGCCCCAGUUACCGGAAGAAAAAUUGUCUAAAAGAUACUUUUCUGCGGUAAAACUAGAAGAAAUCAUACUAACAUAUCCAAUGAAGUCUGGAAAUGGCCUCACGCCCCAAGAAAUAGAAAAGGAGAUGGAAUCCCGCAGAUCGCUUUAUGACUUGAUCUCCAAUCUUUUAAACAUCAAUCCCAUUGAAAGGUGGAGCCCCCAACAAGCGCGUCUGCACCCAUAUAUAGUAGGCGAGCCGUGGAAAGGCCCGUUUAUUCCCCCGGGCCCGGGGUGUCUUUCCUCAUAUUCAAAUGCCCAGCAAGCCACGAUAAUACAAUACCCUGAACAAAGCCAUCAAACGUAUCAUCGACCUAGGUCAUCGACAAUUAACUCGCAAAUGUAUAAUAUCCCUCCAAACUUAGAACGAAUCACAAGGGUUGUCUCUAAAGAUAGCUUCUCAAGCUCAAGAUCGAUUCCCGGAUCUUCGAUGUAUCAACUAUAUAGAAAUUCCACGCAUCAGAGCCAAAGCUCGACUUGCAAACAUCCACAGAACAUGCAAGCAAGUGGCGCAACAUCGCCGCCAUCCUUUGAUGAAAUAGAUAGAGGCCAAACGGGGAGCAAUGCUAGAAAUGGUCAUUUUAAUGACUAUAACCCGAACUAUCAGCAGGCAUAUCAGCAGCAACCAUACCCGGGAUUUCGGCAGCCUCCUUACUCGGCAAACCAAUGCCAGCACAACCCUUAUGCCUAUCAAAAUAAGCUCCUUUUUAACAACAGGCUUCGGGAAGCUUCAUCAUCGCCAGGCUCUUUUAAAAAGAAUACCCCUGCGUUUGAUAUGGACGAAUUGCACGGGUAUGGACCAACCACGUCUAUGUCCUUUUCAGCUCAUAGACGGUCAAGUAAUCCGUCUGGACCCGUUGGUAUAGGCGAAAAUGCAAACCGAUCUGGCUACACCAAAAGGACUGUGGGCGGGGGCAACAUACUUGGAGCCGGAUCGAGGAGAUCUUUUCCAAAUAGCCAUGCUUUCCAACACCACGCUCCGGCCCAACCGCCGUCACAAUCACAAUAA
This is a messenger RNA of Mitosporidium daphniae, 2151 nucleotides long. RefSeq lists its product as uncharacterized. Gene Ontology annotation, cellular component: cytoplasm; nucleus. NCBI's taxonomy places the organism in Eukaryota, Fungi, Microsporidia. The transcript has a single exon. The record is from RefSeq and is a predicted model, not a curated record. Gene Ontology annotation, biological process: peptidyl-threonine phosphorylation; peptidyl-serine phosphorylation. The coding region runs from base 1 to 2151 and encodes 716 amino acids. Gene Ontology annotation, molecular function: ATP binding; protein tyrosine kinase activity; protein serine/threonine kinase activity.